CACUCCUCUGUUUAGAGUGAAAAAUGACUGGGAGAAGCCCGCACUAUGGUUUCCAGUCGGCCACGACGGUGCAGCCUGCCAAUGGAGGACACGCCUACCUAUUUGGGAACAGCUCUGAGAAUGAUCUCUCGGAGGAGGAUGGUGAGAGCUACGAGCUGCGCUCCCGAGGCCGGGACAGGCUGCGCAGGAGCACCUCCAGGGAGAGGUCGGACGACAUUGUCCACCUGGUCCGAGACAUCAAAGAAGGGGACACUCUGAAUAGCUUCUCCCUGCAGUACCACUGCUCAGUAAGUCAACCCUAAUCCCUGUCUUACUCUCUAAUGACAAGGCCCUUACAGACAGACCAGUUUAGACUUCUCACACCACUUUUUUUUUUGCUACACAUGUAAAGUGAAAUCCUUUGUUUUGUCUGUGCACCGUAGGUAGCGGACAUCAAGAGGGCCAACAACCUGUUGACAGAGCAGGACUUCUUUGCGCUGAGAUCCAUCAAGAUCCCUGUGAAACGCUUCAGCGUGCUGACAGAGACCCACAGCACCACGCCUCUCAAAUCUGCCUCCCCCACAGGUCCCCGACGUUUCCCCCAGCCCCCCAUCUCCACAGAGAUCUCCACAGACGACUCCUCGUCCACAGACAGCGUGGGCAGCUUCCUGCAGGAGAAGGACAAGGACAUCGAGCUCCUGGUCAAGUCCUCCGGCACCUCCAGAAUCAGCCUGAACGAGGUGGUCUCCUCCCUGACCCUCCAGCAGCCCUUGCUACUGGGGGAGCCUGACUUCAAGCCUGUCCUCAGGAAGGACCCCUACCAUGGGGCAGACUGGGGCAUGAGGUGGUGGACGGCGGUGGCCAUAAUGGUGGUGGUUGUCAUCGUCACUCCAGUGUUCUACCUGCUGUACUACGAGGUGCUGAUGAAGGCGGACGUUAGCCACCACACCACCACCACACCGUCGACCAAUCCCAAGGGCAUGCAGCAUGCCCAGAUGCCUGAGCCUGUGGAAAUCAAUGGAAAGCCCAACUCAGGACCUCAGGCUGGAAACGCACCCAAACCAGACUCACAGAGACACAACGAGGUGGAUGACCACCCUGGCCCUAAGAAAGAGAAAACGUAGUGAGGGAUUGAGACAAACUGAAGGAGCGGGAGAUAUCUGAACAAUUAUGAAAAAAGAGAUUCUCAAAGCUCUCUGAGAAUCACUUUAUGGGGAACAGAAUCCAUUGGGAAAUGAUGGAGAGGGGAAAAUGAGGACAAUCUGUUGAAUUCUUUCAGUGGACAUUUUUAAAGCAAGUGUUUUUGCACAGUGGGACCCAACUUCUUGUUCCUCUUGCCAGCUGAUGGGACUGUUUCCACCAUAACACUGUCUGAAGUGGGGUUUGUUCUUGGUCAAAACAGUACUGAUUUCUGCCACUUAUCACUUAAAAUAAGUAAUUAUUUGUGGAAUAUUUACAAUAUCAGUAUUGAAGUUGUCUAAAAAUUGUUGUCUAAUUUUUUUUUGGAACAUUGCUUGAAUAUUUUUGCCUGUCUGGGGAGAACUGCAUUUGGACUCAGUUUCUACUAAGGGCAAGGGUGACGAAACGGGUAAUGCACAGUGUUGCCCAACACUAGCUAGGUAUAUUCCAGUGAAAUGUUAUAUUGUAGUUCCUCAUCACUAUGUCCAUUUCAUAUGAUGAAAUCAUAAUGUGUUAUGAACAGUAUGUGCCUUCAACCUGUGGAACACUAAGGCUGCUUAGACACAGACAUCCCAAUUGAUAUUUU
This is a messenger RNA of Coregonus sp. 'balchen', 1744 nucleotides long. The record is from the annotation of a GenBank genome assembly. NCBI's taxonomy places the organism in Eukaryota, Metazoa, Chordata, Actinopteri, Salmoniformes, Salmonidae.